Eremothecium sinecaudum is the source of this 951-nucleotide messenger RNA. RefSeq names its product lipase family protein. NCBI's taxonomy places the organism in Eukaryota, Fungi, Ascomycota, Saccharomycetes, Saccharomycetales, Saccharomycetaceae. The transcript has a single exon. The record is from RefSeq and is a predicted model, not a curated record. Bases 1 to 951 code for a protein of 316 amino acids. Gene Ontology annotation, biological process: lipid metabolic process.
AUGUGGGCACCAUUCUCUAUUCUCUUUGCGCUCUUUGCCUGUGCGCACGCUUACAGCAACGAAAUCUUCGAAAGGUUGUCAUAUGGCGCUUUCUUAGCCAAUAGUGCCUAUUGUGUGAACACCCUCAUACUCAACGACCUAUUCCAUAAAGGCGACUACUUCCUCAAGAAACAAGGUUUGGAUAUUGUUCACUCUUUUGGUGACACAAAACAUCACAAAGCAUACUCUGGUACUGGAUUUGUAGCUUUAGACAAAACAACAAAGCAGAUAUUAGUUACAUUCAGAGGCUCCGCUACAGUUACUGAUUGGAUCGUUGACUUCGAUUUCGAACUGGUACCAUACCAACCUUUGGCCACAGGCAACCAAUGUCCUCAGUGUUCGGUUCACCACGGCAUAUACGAGCAAUUCAAAAUAUUCCACGACGAGGUGCUCAAGGCAGUUACCGACUUACAUAACCAGCACCCUGAUUUUGAGCUCAUCGUUGCCGGGCAUUCUCUAGGUGGGGGAUAUGCAUUAAUAAUGGGAAUAGAAUUCCAACUGUUGGGUUUUAAGCCUAGCGUGUUGACAUAUGGCGCAUUGAGAAUAGGCAAUAAAGAGAUGAAUCAAUGGAUCAAUUCAAUCUUCAAGGCUGAAGAAGCACUAUCAAGAAUCAAUAAUGGUGAGAAUUACUACAACACAUUUUUACGUGUUGUACAAACCAAAGACCUUGUUCCAUUAUUACCACCAGGUGGGUCAUAUGGCCAUGCAGGUAUUUUAUUCACAAUUAAAGACGCGUCAACGUUUAAUCCACCCAUGAAAAACGUUAGACUUGAUGGAUUGUCACCGCAGCCCUUUGAUGUGCGUUCGGUCGCAGAUAUCCUCAAAGCAAUAGUAAAGGCACCAGGGGAACAUCUUUCCUACCUCAGAAGAAUGGCAGGGUUGUGUGUUCGUGAAAGUGUUAUGAUAAAUUGA